Messenger RNA from Odobenus rosmarus divergens (Pacific walrus), 1189 nucleotides. RefSeq names its product betaine--homocysteine S-methyltransferase 2 (gene BHMT2). Lineage: Eukaryota; Metazoa; Chordata; Mammalia; Carnivora; Odobenidae. The record is from RefSeq and is a predicted model, not a curated record. Gene Ontology annotation, molecular function: zinc ion binding; betaine-homocysteine S-methyltransferase activity. Bases 32 to 1123 code for a protein of 363 amino acids. The transcript has 8 exons.
CCGGACCCGGUGCCCACACAGUUGCGGCGCGAUGGCACAGGCCGGAGGCCCCGGGGCCAAAAAGGGUAUUUUGGAACGUCUGGAUAGUGGAGAGGUUGUGGUUGGAGAUGGCAGCUUUCUCAUAACUCUGGAGAAGAGGGGCUACGUGAAGGCUGGGCUCUGGACUCCGGAAGCGGUAGUAGACCAUCCUGAUGCAGUUCGUCAACUUCACAUAGAAUUCUUGAGAGCAGGAUCAAAUGUCAUGCAGACUUUCACCUUUGCUGCCAGUGAGGACAAUAUGGAAAGCAAGUGGGAAGCUGUGAACGCUGCUGCCUGUGACCUUGCCAGGGAAGUGGCUGGCAAGGGUGAUGCUCUGGUAGCUGGGGGGGUCUGCCGGACAUCAGUGUACAGACACCACAAGGAUGAAGCCACAGUUAAAAAACUCUUUCAACUCCAGCUAGAGGUUUUUACAAAGAAAAAUGUGGACUUCUUGAUCGCAGAGUAUUUUGAGCAUGCCGAAGAAGCCAUAUGGGCUGUGGAAGUCUUAAAACAAUCGGGUAAACCUGUGGCAGCUACCAUGUGCAUAGGCCCGGACGGAGACAUGCGUGGGGUGACACCUGGAGAAUGUGCUGUUAAGCUGGUGAAGGCAGGGGCUGCAAUCGUGGGCGUGAACUGCCGCUUUGGGCCCAGCACCAGCUUGAAGACAAUGAGGCUCAUGAAGGAGGGCCUACGGACGGCAGGGUUGAAGGCACACCUGAUGGUGCAAUCCCUGGGCUUCCACACCCCUGACUGUGGCAAAGGCGGGUUUGUGGAUCUCCCAGAAUAUCCCUUUGGACUAGAGCCCAGAGUUGCAACCAGAUGGGAUAUUCAAAAAUAUGCCAGAGAGGCCUACAAUCUGGGGGUCAGGUACAUUGGCGGAUGCUGUGGAUUUGAGCCGUACCACAUCAGGGCGAUUGCAGAGGAGCUGGCCCCUGAAAGGGGCUUUUUGCCCCCAGCUUCAGACAAACAUGGUAGUUGGGGAAGUAGCCUUAAUAUGCACACCAAACCCUGGAUUCGAGCCAGGGCUAGAAGGGAGUAUUGGGAAAAUCUGCUGCCAGCUUCGGGCAGACCUUUCUGUCCUUCACUGUCACAGCCGGACGCCUAAGGAGUGGUGAAAGAAAACACUGAAAUGACAGAACAGAAAGAAAUCUGGAACUCCUCCUUGCCUUUA